GUGAAAUUGUGAAACCGUGGCUUCCCAUUAACCUGUUUGGGACUGACGACUUUUAUGUGCUUCACUUCUUGUUCACUUGUCACUUGGUUUUGUCACCUUGCUGUUCUUGUUGAUUAAUAUCGACUUAAAGUUUAUUGUUAUCGCGUCCCACCGCUUUUUUAAUUCUACUUUAACUAUCAGAGAUUGGUCUUCAAGAUUUUGGUAAUUAUUAUCAAGCCAAAGUUGAAACUGCGUCCGGUAGAUAACACAACAUGUCUGUGGAAAACCUGGAUGAACUAGGCAUCCAGCCAAAUGAUCAAGAAGUUAACAUCCUGUUAGUUGGUGAAACAGGAGUUGGUAAAUCAACAUUCAUAAACUCAUUUGCAAACUAUUUGUCUUACAAGUAUAUUGAUCGUUUAGAAGAAAGGAAGGAGAAACUGCAUGUUCUCAUCCCUUCUACAUUCCAGGUAAAAGAUAAAGAUGGACAAAUUCAUGAUGUUAAAGUUGGUAAUGUGGAAAAAAAUGAAUACAUGGAAGUUGGUGCAUCUGCUACACAAGGUGUCCAGCCUUAUGUCUUUGGUAUAUAUGAGGGAAGAGUUAAAGUGAGGGUAAUAGAUACCCCUGGGAUUGGGGAUACUAGAAGCAUACAGCAAGAUGAAGCUAAUUGUGAAAAUAUUAUUGGCUAUGUCAAGAAUCUCAACAAGCUCCAUGCUAUCUGUCUACUAUUUAGACCUAAUGUAGCCCGACUGUCAGCAAACUUUGAGUACUGCUUGGUACAACUUCUGUCUAGAUUGGACAAGUCUGCUUGUAAGAAUAUUUUUUUUAUUUUUACUAACACCAGAACUAGUGAAUAUGGACCUGGAGAUACAUUACAGAUUCUCCAAAAAGCUAUAGAGAACAUUCGUAGUGAUUCUGGUGUUAUGAUUCCCCUGAACAAAAAUAUAUUUUGUUUUGAAAAUGAGGCAUUCAGGUAUUUGGCAGCUGCAGAAAAUAACAUCCAAUUUGAUGCAGAAGUUACAAAAACCUACAGGAGAAGCUGGGAGAUAUCUGCUAAACAGUGCUGGAAUAUGCUGAGAUACAUAAAUGGAGGUGAUAAUAAAAAUAGACCCCAAUGUCCUUUGGAACCAUAUAAUCCCAGUAAUGUAUUGGCUAUCAAUGUUGCGAAAAAUUUGUUAGUUAAUCUGACAAAGGUAUUGGCGAAAUUAUUCAACGAUAGUGGAACUAAUAACAGGGUUAUUGAGAGAUUGAGAGAUAAACGGGAUACGGAAAGCCUUGAAGUGGAAGCCCUUUACAAACAGGGUAUAACAGUUAAAGAUGUUGAAAAACUAAAUUGGAAUUGUCCAAUUUUGGUUUGUGCAAGCAGUUGCUGUACAGAGACGCUUAGGAUUGGCGAGGAAACUAAAAGGCAUUAUACCAAGGUUUGUCAUAUGGACUGUAAUGAUGUGUCUCAAAUAGAAUAUGACAUCAUUGGUAAUCCACUGAUAGCACAAUGUGCAGCUAUAGAUAAUCUAACCAGACACUGUUUGCGAUGUGGUUGUGAUUUUUCCAUGCAUAUGCACAUUAAAUACAUCACAAAGUUGAAGGACAUCGUUUUUCACGAUUCAGUCAUAACAAAGACCAUAUCUGAGAAAGAAAAUUUACUUUCCAAAACUACCAGGGAGAUCGAGGAAUUAAUGAACAAAGAUGAUGAUCUGAAAUUAGAACAGGAAGUGAUAACCACAUUUUGUGCAAAGCUUGCUAAGUUCUUGAAAGGAAACGCCAUUAUGGCUUUUAGUGACAGCCUGAAGGAGUACAUCAUGUAUAGACUGAAUCAGAAACAGAUCUCUUUUGGCCUUGAUAGCGGCGAAACAGAAGAAGAGUUGAAGAAAAUGUUAAAUGAGUUUGAAGAAACAAAGAGGGUUUUCAAAGAAAUGCUUGAUCUGGAUGAACCAGUUGAUUGGGACGACAAUCCACUGAAGCAUAUAGAACAAGGAUAUGGAGAACUUGUCAGUAUAUCAAAUAACAAAGAUCUUAUCAGCUUAUAUGAAAAUGAAGUUGUAGGUAGUGAUGGGGCUUUCAAGGUGAACGAUUAUGUGCAUAAGGCAGUAUUUAGAAAGAAAGACUUCAAGAAGGAUUUUGAUCAAGAAAACAUCAAGAAGCAGUGGAAGGACAAGCAAAACAAGAAGAAGAAAGGUGGUAAUGAGCAGCAGCAGAAGAAAGACGAACCUAAAUCUGAUAAGAAAAAAAAAGGACCAACGCCAAAUGAUCAGAACCUAGAAAAUAAAGGCAUGUCUGUACAGGCAGAGAAGAAAAAUAAAGGUGGUAAUGAUCAGCAGGAUAAGAAAGAAGAGCCUAAAUCUGAUAAGAAAAAGAAAGGUGCAAUUGCCAAAGAACAAAAUCAUGAUAAUCAGCAUAAGAAAAAGAAAGAUGGCGAUCAUAACAAAGGCUCAGACGAAAAUAAAGACGGCGGAGCGAUACCCAAAAAACAAGGAGAGGGGAAAAAGAAAAACAAGAAGCAAAAAGAAAACAAUGAUGUUAUGGAUAAAAAGUUAAAAGACGUCAGUGCAGAGGAACUAAAAGAAAUCCUUGAUCAGAAAUUGAAGCUCAUAGAGCAGCAAAAAGAGAAGUCUAAAAAAGCCGCAAAAGCUGAUCCUAGCCAGGCACCUAGAUCUCGUACUCCACCACCACCUUAUACAGCUUGUAAGACAGGUCCUGCCGUUUCUGCACCUUCUUAUCCACCUCAGAAUUAUGCUAGUGGAAUGCCUCAACAUCCAUACUAUCCUGUUAGGAAUCUGGUCAAUAAUGGACCAGGUUACCAUCCUAACACUCCGUCGUCCUCUGACAAGAAUACCUGUGAAAUAAAGUUGACCAUAAACGACAACCGCGGCCACCGGGGUCAACAACAACAGCAACCGCCUACCUCGAUGUCAUUUCCGUUUCCGGCUUUUCCACUGCCCUCGGGUGCGAGCUUUCCACCAAUGUCGCCCCCGGGAGCAUUCUUUCCCCCACCAUUCAUGGGACCACAAAGCCAUGGAGGAUCUGACUUUAUACCACCAUUAAUGGAGCUACCGGCAUACUUCGAAGGGCCCUCAGCACCACCACAACACUUCAAUGGUCCAGCAUCCCCGAUGUCACAUGACUAUAACAGACAAUCCGGUCAGCAUAAGAACUUCCAAAAGCAGCCUGAUAACAUGAGAGGACGAGGGGGAUAUAGGGGUGGGGGCAAAGGCGGAUUCAAGCCCCAUUUCAAGCCUAAAAAGGGUGGUAAGAAGCAAAACGAUGAUGAUGAUUCGGAUACCUCCGUGUCCUCAAGACCUUAAAGGAGAUAAUUUUUGUUAGGCGCCAGUCAGAGUAUAUAUUUCGAUGAGAUGAAAAUGUCAGACGUGUACAUGUUCUGUGCAGAGACUAAAUUCAACCAAUGAUACUUUGAAUUUAUUAUACAUGUAGAGGCUAGUAAAUACUAAAGAUAUCUGGACCUUUCAAGUUUUAUUACAUUAUAUUUUAAAACUAUAGCGCUGCAUCAUUGCCCAUUCGUAUUAUCAGUGCAAAUGUAAUUUGAGUUUGUUUAAAAUUGCAUUUGUAAAGUAAAUAUUACUUACCUACUUAACUACCUAGUAUCUUUUGACAAUGUUAUUUUCGAAAGUUUCAUGUUUGUAUUAUUAUUAUAAUCAAAUUGCCAUUGCACAGUCGAAUCUGACAUAUGAGCGAAAGAGCUUCGUUUACUCUUUCCGUCACUUCUCUUCCCCUCACUGGCAUGCGCACCUUUAUAUUCUUACUGAAUAAAGAUUGUAGUGGUUGAACUGAUUAAUUUAGUCUAUAUUAUGUGUACUGACGCAGGCAUUUCUCUCUUAACUCUGAAAUGGUGCCUUUUCAAGUCAAAGUUCUCUCAGCAUAUAUGUUAGGUUAAGUGCGCGCAUAGAUUUAAGGUAUAUUAUUGGAAUCAAAACAUGGCAUAGCUUUAUGAUGUCGUUGUUGCUUGAAGAAUCGGUACCACAUAGCAGGUUAUUAAACCGUAUUCAACUGGAGUGUAAAGCAGCUGAAAGUAAAUGAAACUUACAUAGUAUCAUCAACUUGUAUGAAUAUCAGUAGAUUAUGCGGUUUUGAAGAUAGGGACUUUUCCGGUACAACCAAGUUUGGAAUAACAAAACAAAUGUGCGGUAAAACGAAAACGUGAAAAAGACAUCGAAGAAAAGUACUCGGCAUUCAUUUGGUAAGAAAUUGCAAGUACGGCCGUGUCACAUGUUGCUCAUAAAUACUGUUCGAAGUUGUCGCCGAUUGAUUCAAAAACACAAGUUUGUUGACAUCAAGUCGAUAACUUCGUUAUAGCUAUAGGAAUGUGGCAAAUUUUGGUUUUCAAAUCAGAUUUGUAAGUUAACGUAAACACCGCUCGGCACCUGAUUUGGAUACUGACACACGACGUACCGGUUGUACCUUUUCACGUUGUAUGCAGGGCUGGGCUGGUCCAUUCAGAUGUUUUUAAAACUUUGUAUUUUUGUUAUCUUAUGGCUUUGUUGUACGUGUUACUAGGAAAAUUUGCUUAUUGUUGCAUGACUAUACGUUCUGUAAAGGAAAGCCUCUAUUUUAAGAACACCUGUUGGUUUAAAAGGAAUUUUGUUGUGACUCCUGUAAUGGUUUUCUUAGUUAAACAUAAAAUUAUUUUUCGUUCAAUACAGUGUAUGCGUUAUACUCUCUGUCAUUGAUUAUCAUAUUCUACCGGAAAAUAUUCAAUCCAAGUGAAAACAUUCUUAUGCAAAAAUAACCAUACAUACUAUGGUGCCGCUAAUCUCUUGUGCUUACAGCUUACAGGAUGUAUCGUAAUUGAAUACCAAUAUUUAAUGAAGCGAUUUUUGUGUAUUUUAAGAAGAAAACUUCAUAUGAUCGUAUGUCCUAAACGCCUUAAAUUUUGAUAUAUAGGUUGAUGAAGUUUGCAAAAAUAAAUUCGUGGCACGCCACUAUAUUUUCAUGAAAUGAAAAUCUGUAUGCAUUCAUGAGCAGAUUUGAUUUCCUAAAUUUUUUCAAGGCACGGUUUUUACCGAAAAAAAAAACGGUUUUCAUUUCUUUUUUCAGCAAAAACCGUGCAUCUGAUUCAAAAAAUAAAUCAAUCAAAUAUGCUUAGAAAUGAUUGUAUAUUUCCAGAACGAUUUUUAUUUCAAGAGAAAUCCGUGGCGUACCGCCAAUGUUUGCCAAAAUAGGCAGCUUAAAUUCCUCUCGAUACAUAGUACAUGUUUGGCAAGUUUCAUCAAAAUAAAAAUUGUUAUUACACAUAUCAAUAUUAAAUUAUUUAUUUUUUUCUAGCUUUACCACCCUGAAUCUGAAAAGCUAAAACGUUUAUGACAUCCGUUCAUAUGAAGUUUUCUUCUACCGAAAAGUGUCCCCCUUAAAUAUUGAAUACAGCUAGGGAACACCCUGUACACUUGUCAACCACCGUCUUCAGGUGUCAGCAUUGCCACAAGUUAUGUGGUUUCCUUUUUAGUCGUUGAGAAAUACUGAGCAUAUUUUUUUUCUUCAACAGGAGAAUUUAGAAUUUAGUCUGAUUUUGUUACUAUGUAAACGUCCCAAGUACAGCGUAAGAUUGGGUACCUUCUCGGAGAAUACGUUAAUCAAUGCCUCGAACGAUUUUUUUAUACAAAUUUUAGAUUCGAGCAGGUAACAGAUAUUUUGUGAGAUGCAAAAAGUUGCUGUACAACAGCAGUGUCUAUAUGUCUACAGCUGGGUACUGACUGACGCUACGAGAUGUAAUGUAGCUACACAGCGAGCAUGCAUGCAGUCAGUACGUAGUGAACAGAGAACACAGCGUACACGUACACACGCGAUGCGAACAUGCUCGAUGCGUAACGUUUGUCAGUACCCAGCUUACGGAUAGCUUUUACACUCACAUAGUGUGGUACCUUUUCAUAUUUUACAGUUGUAAAAAAUAUAUUACUAGUUUGUAAGUCUAAAUGAGCAUUUGCACCACCAGUGAAGGAAUCAACAGGAAUUUCCAAAAUACUGGCUUUACAACAACAUCGCUUGUAUCCUAAAACAAAGCUAUCCAUUUAUUGUUGAUUCAUGUAUUAGGACAGUUGCGAGUAGGAAUUUGAAAAGAAACUUCACCCAUUCUGAGAAUACUCUUUGAAAUGAUACAGAAGCUUAAUUUACUUAUAUAUUUCGGGAGGCUGCAUAUUGGAGAUGAGAAAAUGUAUUAAGGCACUUAAGGUCAAUUAAUUUUUGGCUCUGCUUGGUUGCAGAUAGUAACUGAUCAGAAUUGAGAUAUAAGAAUAAUAUUGCCUUUCAUUCAAAUUAUUUUAGAUUACGGCAAUAAUCGAAAGCCUGAUAUGCUUCCUACCGCAACUGCGCGACAGAUUGUUGGCUGUAUUAACAGUUUGUCAAGUAUUUUGAUCAGUGACAUUGUCUCACUGACUGGUAUUCGUCACUUUGGUGUUCGCUCUUUCAAAGUAGGAAAUGAUGCGUGACUCCCGGGACACACGAGGUUAAAUUGAUUAGUUACAAAAGACGCGUGUUGUCACGCGGGUAAUACGUGCUGUAUCCGCUGAAAGUCAACGCGCAUUUUGUGAGAAACAUAAGGCACCUUUUCAUCCAUUUAACCUGGUCAAGUAUGUUGAUGUUGACGCUGAUCAAUGCUGUGACGUUAUAACCAAUAACCGGAGGAAAUCCGAAAAUCACAAUUUUAGGUUAUGAUGACUUUUUGACAGAAUAAAAGAACAUAAAAUACAAUAAUUUCAUUUAUUCUUAUGUAGUUUAACGAGUUACGGGUAAAGUAAGUAAAUAUUAUUUACCAAAAAUAACGAUAAUAUGGUAAUAUGGUUGUUGAUUAAUCAUUCUCAUAUAUCUUCUUCUUGCAUCUCUUCCAUUUUUUGAGGCUUAUCUUAACUCUUUCAGAGGACGCCCUGGAGUGAUCGGUAUUUUGUUGCUACUGCCACUGGUGCUACAGACCUCUUGAUUGUCUGAUGAGUUGAGAAGCGUUUAAGGAUUGUUGACAUCUUUUGUACACAGGUCACUGUGAAUAAGGUCAAAGGAAUAUGGUUUAUCUUCUUUAUUACCAGCUGUUUCACCUGUUAGUUGCUCAUUCUAAAUUGGAUAUAUAUUAUUUCUAAGUGCCUCCAUUUUUGGGUGCAUUUUUCACUUACCAUUUGGAGCUCAGUGGAUCCACCAACAAAGGUUAUGAUUUUCAUUGAUCAUUAUCUGUCCAAUAUUGAAUUGUUUUGAAAAUUAUAUUAGAACUAUAAAAUUUUAUCAGGUCCUCAGUUGUUAUUUUACCUAUAGGAGUGAAAAAUGGGACAACUUAACAACAGAUGCAAAAUAACUAGAGAUUCUGGCUCUAACUGCUAAACUUGCAGUUAAUACUUGAUGUUUAGCAGCACAAUAAAUUGUCAAUACAUAAAUAUCUUAUAUAUCGGGGACAUUUACAGUUUUGUGAUUAGUCCGCAUCACUAAAGAUGUUUUCGAAAGAUAUGAAUACACUACGCGAAUAUGUAAUCAAUGACAUAAUGCGAUUCCCUCACUGCUCAGGUAAAACAACAAAAAAUAUACAAAAUAUCAGUCGGCCUCAAAUAGAUUUGAGGGCUGCACAGGUUACUCUUCGACUAUGAGGUUGUUCAACUUUCUUGUUUCGUCAUAGAGGAGCCUGCCUCCUCUCCGCCCAUUUGCGUGAAUCAUACAAAUUGAGACCCUUUUUCAGCCUUCAGCCACAUGUUUGUUUGGAUAAGUAGACAGCAAAAAUACAUAGGAAUAAAUGAAAUGACUGUAUUUUUUUAAUGAUAUGACUGACACAAUCUGUAACUGACACGUCGUUGCAGAGCACCCGAAAAAUGAUCAACUGUUUUCCCCUUAAUCGGCAGGGUUAUUACGUAAAAAACCUAUAUGUCAAAAAAAUGAAAAAAACGUCAACUUGUUUACUAGGCGGUUUGGUGUGCAUUCCGAACCUGCUACAAGUGAGCAUGAAGUGAACUUCAGCUAGUUUCAAGUUUACUUCUUGUAGGAAUACCUACAUAAUGUCAUUAAAAACCUUCAUAGUGACAAAAAACGGACAGUCACUUUUCAAGUAAUACCCCUGCGGUGGUUAAACACAAUCCAUAGUACAGUUUUAGAUUCAGUUAUAACUGCUGUUAACCAGGUUGAAGAGGGUUGAAGUUGGUUGAACAAAUGAAAGGACGCCGUAGGAUCACUCAAUACGAUGCACGCUAAAACGCGCGUUGAAUUGACCCACUGCAAAACACGCGCGUUUAGCAUUACAUUGACUUUGGGUGUGUAAAUGAACAGUAUUGGAUGACAUCGGUGUCAUGCAAAACGUGCGUUACAACGCAUAUUUUAAUAGCACAUCAACGCUCGUGUACCCGGGAGUAAAUCGGUGGAUUCUUAAGUUAUAUCCUUAUGCAUCAAGUGUGUCUACCGUCCGCAAUCUUUAUGUAGUUGUCUGAAUUCAUGUUUAAAAUCUUGAUGAGGUUGAAUAGACAUGCUCGGUUUACAUGCCGAAACAAUGUCUGUGUAAAUAUGCACAAUGAAUUCAGACUGAUUUGAGAACUUUGACUAAAUUUUGUAUGUUCGGUGUAGUUUUAUAUAAGUAUGCAUUUAUUGUUUUAUUUAUAUGGAAAUUUUAAACAAUUUGGUUAAGUGAUUUUACGAGCAAUGAUACAUAUUUUCAUUAAGAGGUGUUACAAUGUAUCAAAAAAAUAUCACUACUUUGUUUACUAUUUCCUUAUACUAUCAUCAUAUUACGUUGUUUUCAAUUACUAAUAAUUUUGGAAGCUGUUCUUUUAUAUACUGUGGCAGUAAAUUUUAUUAUAUUCAACAUAUGUUUUAUUUCAUUUAUCUAUAAUUUUAGCCCUUAAAGCUUUUUAUAGUACUUCGUGAACAGACCAAGACAAUCUUUCAACGCCGUGAUUAUUUAAAAAAAAUAAGAGAGUUUAUUAAUCCUCUGGUUUGGGAAUAAUAAACUCCAACCGCUCCAAAUACUGGAAAGAAUAUGAAACAUCAUUCCACUUCCUAACCAGGUAUAGGUUCGGAUAGCCUGAUUACGAUACUGGAUUUACUCUGCCUGUUGUAUCAAAUAGAUGGUCAUCAAUAUUAUGAAUAAAUUUAUUUCGCUCAUUGUCAGUUUUUUGUAAUUAAGCUGAUGCCAGCAAAGUUGAGUUUUUUUUCGCCCAUCAAACAAAAAUUUCGCUAUUGAAGUGCUCCCUUCUCUCUCCUGUACAUUCGAUUGCAUCUUGCUCUUCCUGUGUUCUCAGAUUAUCAAAUUCACUCAUUCGUAUUUUUUAUCAUCUGCCCUUUGCAGAAUAUCUUCGAUCCGUUUCUCAAUAUAUUCACGAUCUUCGUUAAUCAGAAGCUUCUCGGCUUGUUCAAUCUUAAAACAGUGAGCAUCAAGUUAAUAUCGCAGUUAUUUGAAACAAUUGUUAUGUUGGUCUUAUUUUUACCACACAAUGCAAACUCAUCUCAAAACUGUGUACACAUAAAUCCGAGAAAUAGAAAAACGUGUUUUUGUAUAAUUCUGAUCAUUUAUUUUUUACACAGAAGAACCCUCGAAGCCGAUAUCGAUAGAACGCGACCAUGGAUUCCAUGUCAAUGGGGGUGGGGGGUAAAAUAGAAGAGCUGGAAGUAGAUGGCGCUACUCAGGUUGGAGGUAUUGGUUAUAAGCGAAGGUGUCAAUAGCUGAUCAGCUAUUUCAAUCGAUAGUCGUCAAACCGUGAUGAAGUCGUGAACAUAGGGAGCCUUUCUGUCGAAUCUAUCUUUUACCCAUCUACUUUUGGCAGUCUAACCUCCAACCAAACGUGCGCUGCCUGGCGGGAGCAAAACUGGACAUUGCUGGUAUCACUAGUGCCAUUUCUUGACAUGGCACAAAUAACAUAAGCUUAUAUAAUACAUCUGAUAAUGGCGAAGCUACUCAUUAUGUCACAGCUUUUGUAUUAAAUUUUAUUUCUCAACUUUGGUAAGCAAGUUUUGCACUAAAAGCAAGUCAGAACCUGAAAAAUAGCAGCACAGAUUUAUUGAUGAAUGCAAACAUUUGGAUCUACUCAUAGACGACGACCUACGUUUUCACACGCAUGUUAACAGCGUCAUGCUAUUAUAGGCUGAAACUGUUACAACAGACACCUCCGCAGUUUUAAAACAAAAAGCGAUUAUGAAUCAUUAUUUCCAAAAUUUUAUAUGGAAUCAUAACUUAUUAUCCUUGCUUAGAUCAAAUGUUUGUCUACAUACUACAAAAAAUUAGAAAUUCUUGUUGCCGCUUAACAAAAAUCUGAAUCUGAGGAAAUAUGAUCAUGUAACUGGCCCAAUCAAAGAUUUAGGAUGGCUCAAAAUUACUAACCUGGUCCAAUAUAUAUUUUUUUCAUUUAUAAAAUUCAUCACAACCACUCAUUCACAACUACAUCUAUGGAGCAAGAUAACAUUUAGAACAAGCAUUCAUGAUUUAAAUUUGAGGUAUAAGAGCACAUUAUCCAUACCAAGACAUCGCACAGCCAUGUGUCAGCAUCAAUAUUAGGAAUACAGCAAAUCAUCACAAAUUUAAGUCAGUUUUAAAACCAAAUAUACUAAGUGACAUAUAAAUCCGAACACCCAGUUUAAAUGGUUUUAUAUUAAUAAAAUUUUGUAUAAGUACUUAACGAAGCAUAAUAAGUAAAUGAUAAAAAUUUCAAAAUGAUUGCACUGCUUUAAAGCCCUUUGACCUUUAAUAAUGUAUGGAUGCACCCUGAUGUGCUACGCAUUCUCCAAUGCGCCUAGGCAUGCUUCUGAUCAGGUGGUCAAUGUCCUCCUAUGGUAUCUCAUUCCAGGCAACCACCAACUCCUCUCGAAGUGCUUCUAGAGUCUGAGGAGGACGUUGCAAAUUGAGCAAUCUCCUACCCAUCAUAUCCCACACGUGCUCAAUUGGGGAUAAGUCGGGAGAUCUUGGUGGCCAUGGUAACAAUGUGACAUCAUUAUGUUGAAAGAAGUCUAUUGAGACUCUUGCAACAUGUGGUCGGGCAUUAUCUUGUUGGAAAGUGGGAUCUGCCAGGGUGUCAAGAUAGGGUAAAAGAUGGGGUUCUAGAACUUCGUGGAUAUAACGCUGCGCGUUCAUGUUACCGCUGAUGAAGAUUAAAGGUGACCUGGAACCAUAAGCUAUAGCACCCCAAACCAUAACUCCAACAGUGUGAUGAACAUGUCUUUCAACAAAAAACUG
Molecule: messenger RNA, 11107 nt
Organism: Acanthoscelides obtectus
Lineage: Eukaryota; Metazoa; Arthropoda; Insecta; Coleoptera; Chrysomelidae
Source: the annotation of a GenBank genome assembly